AUGGGGACGGUGCCCAGUCAAGAUCAGGAGGAAAAGAGGACGCAGCUGCAAGAUCGUGCUGCUCAAGAGUCGGACAAUGAGACGCUGCUCCAAGGUGUUGAUGAGAAGAAGCUGGUGCGGAAGCUGGACCUCUAUAUUAUCCCUCUUGUCAUGGCCUUGUAUCUGUUUAGUUUCUUGGACAGAGUGAAUAUUGGCAACGCUCGACUGUAUGGCCUUGAGGAAGAUCUCAACCUCUCAUCCGAGCAGUUCCAAGUCACCGUUUCCAUCCUCUUCGUCACAUACCUUCUGUUCGAGGUGCCCUCAAAUCUUGUUCUCAAGCUAUUUACCCCCCGACGGUGGAUAGCCUUCAUCGUCACGGCCUGGGGCAUCAUUGCGACUCUCACCGGAUUAGUGGAAUCAUAUGGCUCACUCAUUGCCUGCCGUCUGCUCUUGGGAGUUGUCGAGGCGGGCUUGUUCCCCGGUCUCAGCGUCUAUCUCACCUUCUUCUAUACCAAGCAUGAGCUUGCCUUGAGAAUAGGAUAUCUCUUUGUAAGCGCUGCUAUAGCGGGUGCUCUCGGCGGAUUGCUGGCGUACGGUAUUGGACACAUGGAUGGUGUUCGCGGCAUGAGUGGUUGGCGCUGGAUUUUCAUCAUUGAAGGCAUUCCAAGCGUGGUACUUGGUGUAGUCACGUUGAUUGCGCUGCCGAAUGACGCGCCAUCUGCCUAUUUUCUUACUAAAGAGGAGAAAGUAUUGAUGGAAGAGAGACAUAAGCGGGAUUAUGGCAAUACAGCCUCCAGCCGUGAGUUCAGUCGACGAGACAUGAUGAAGGCUUUUACCGACUGGAAGGUCUGGGCCUUUUCCUUUGCCCAGUUUGGAGUGGAUACCAUGCUCUACGGCUUCUCAACUUUCUUGCCCACCAUCAUCAGUGCUCUUGGUGAAUGGACCACUGCUCAAGUUCAGCUUCUCACCAUCCCGUGCUACUUUCUAGGAGCAGUGGCAUAUAUGAGCAUAGCCAUGCUCUCUGAUCGGCUCCAGAUGAGAGGAGUGUUCUGUGUCAUCUUUGGCAUGAUCAGUGUAGUCGGAUACGCCGUCCUGUUGUCUGAUUCGUCGCCCGGAGUACACUACUUUGGGUGCUUUCUUGUCGCAUGCGGACUCUAUGUCGUUGUCGGUCUUCCAAUUGCAUGGUUACCGAAUAAUACCCCUCGGUACGGCAAGAGAACGACUGCCACAGGCAUGCAACUUACCUUUGGCAACGCAUCUGGAAUCAUGUCCGCCUUUAUAUAUCCUGCGCUUGACAAACCACGCUUCAUCCGUGGUCACGCCGUUUCUCUCAGCAUGGUUGGCUUCGGCACCUGCGUGUACGCAUUCCUCUGGUUCUGGUUCUGGAGGGCUAACAAGAAUCGUGAUGCUGGGGAGUUGAGCGAAGAGCACCAGGGGCUUCCAGACGAUGAGCUUAAGGAGCUUGGUGAUGACAGCCCUCACUUCAGAUACACGAUUUAA
Trichoderma harzianum CBS 226.95 is the source of this 1479-nucleotide messenger RNA. RefSeq lists its product as hypothetical. Gene Ontology annotation, biological process: transmembrane transport. NCBI's taxonomy places the organism in Eukaryota, Fungi, Ascomycota, Sordariomycetes, Hypocreales, Hypocreaceae. The transcript has 5 exons. The record is from RefSeq and is a predicted model, not a curated record. Bases 1 to 1479 code for a protein of 492 amino acids. Gene Ontology annotation, molecular function: transmembrane transporter activity. Gene Ontology annotation, cellular component: membrane.